AUGGCCGUCGGCAAGCGACAUGCUGCCGUCCUCGACGCCGGCCACGCGACGGAACAAGGAUCAUCAGAUGAUUACUACAGUAAGAGGAGGCGCGUCCGCGUCGGCAGCAUGGAGGAGUACGAGGCGACGGGCGUCCUCGGCGAGGGCGCCUUCGGCAUCGUCAAGAAGGCCCGCCACUGCGUCACAGGCAAGAUCGUGGCCAUCAAGUUCCUCCGCCCCGACACCGACGCCAGCGAGCUCCAAGAAGAGGGGCGCUUCCUCGAGGCCUGCGCCGGAAACCCUUACGUCGUCGGUUCGCACGGCUUCGUCCGUGACCCCAAAACCACCAAGCUCUCCCUCGCCAUGGAGUACGUCGGUCCGAGCCUCCACACAUCCUUGUCCAAGAGGCCGCCGCUCCCGGAGGCCGUCGUGCGCCGCUACAUGUGGCAGCUUCUCACCGGCGCCCAGAAGAUGCACGAGCGCGGCAUCGUCCACCGCGACAUCAAGCCGGCCAACAUCCUCGUCGGGGAAGACGGGAAGAUCCUCAAGCUCUGCGACCUCGGGCUAGCGUUGUCACUGGCGACGGAGAAGACACCAUACGGGGAUGCCGGCACGCCGCCCUACAUGGCGCCGGAGAUGCUCCUGGGGAAGCCGGACUACGACGCGCGGGUGGACACAUGGUCGCUGGGAUGCGUCAUGGCCGAGAUGCUCGCGGGAGGCAAGAUGCUGUUCAGCUUCAAGGGCGGAAGCAGGCACACUGCCAAGGUCAGCCAGCUCUGGGAGAUCUUCAGCCUGCUUGGCUUGCCAGAUGAGAAUGCGUGGCCGGAGUUCGCGUCCCUGCCGCUCGCCGCCACGUUUCUGCCGAUGCGAUGGUUCUCGCAGCACGACAGGCUGGGGGAGCUGUUCCAUGAAGAGAUGCUGUCCAACGACGGGUUCCAAGUCCUGAAAGGGCUUCUUGAGUGCAACCCUGAUAAGCGGCUCACGGCGGCCGCCGCGCUCCAACUCCCCUGGUUUUUGCCCGAGAUCGACAACUUACCAGUGCCCGGGAAGAUCGUGGUGCGGAUAAAGCUCUCUCGGCCGGCGACACCGAAGAAGAAGAAGAAUCUGGGACGGAUCAAGACACAAAAGAUGAAGAAAGUGAAGCGGAUCAGAAACAUCGUCCCUCCAGCUCCAGCUACGACGAAGAAGAAGGUGCCGCUUAUCAAGUUCGUCACCCGAGCGACACCCAAGGAGAGCAACGUACUUAGAAUCCCACUGGCGAUGUGGGAGAAAGCACAUUUGAUGGAUCCAUGUAAAUGCUAG
Lolium rigidum is the source of this 1281-nucleotide messenger RNA. RefSeq names its product putative cyclin-dependent kinase F-2. The record is from RefSeq and is a predicted model, not a curated record. The transcript has a single exon. NCBI's taxonomy places the organism in Eukaryota, Viridiplantae, Streptophyta, Magnoliopsida, Poales, Poaceae. Gene Ontology annotation, molecular function: ATP binding; cyclin-dependent protein serine/threonine kinase activity. Gene Ontology annotation, cellular component: nucleus. The coding region runs from base 1 to 1281 and encodes 426 amino acids. Gene Ontology annotation, biological process: protein phosphorylation; regulation of mitotic cell cycle.